CGACUGUGUACACACACACAGCCAGUUCAUUCGACACGCAAUCUGUUAUCACGUUUGUGUUGUGUUUUCGUAGGCGGGAAUGAGUACCAUUCUCUUUCUGUGACGUUGAUUAGGUUCGGAUAUCCUUGAGACGUAUUAGACAGAGUAGAAGUAUUAACAUCCCUGAUCAUGGACCAGGAAUUAGGCAAGAAAAUGUCGGCUCUGCGACUAGCCGAAGCCAACAGAACGAGCAACAUCACUCGACCUACUACUGGAUUUCAGUAUCCAGCUACUAGUGGCCAAUUACCACCAUACAAGUAUCCUAAUUCAGCUACUCAAAUGAAAUAUGAACCUCAGUAUGGAUCUACAUCUUCGGAAGGAAUUUAUGCCAACCUGGAGGAACUCACUGGAAGUCCUGUCAGAGGCAGGUAUGAAGAUGCAUUUAUCCCACCUCCGGAACAAUUUUCCCAAAGACUUGUUCAGAUAUCCAAGAUAUCACACGUCCCCACGCAAUCCAAAGUGAGUUUGGAAGAAGCCAUGCGCUACACACCACCAAACUUGGUGACUUCUGCUGACGAAGCACCUGUUUAUGAGAAUCUUCAAUUCUACACUUCACCAAAGAAAACAUUUUCAAUUAUUUCAUCAGCUAGUAACAUGUGUGUGCCAACCUAUCAGCCAGUUUCCUCCAACCUUGCUGCAUUGAAAACUGAUGCCCAGUUGGCCACACAACAGCCCUUUGAGCCAAGUCAGUUUCCCCCACCUUCUACAUCAUCGAUGAAAUGCAAAUCUUUCACACAAGCAUAUCAGGCACCACAAAUCAUCAAGCCAUCUCCUCAAAGGUUUUCCCAACCUACUCCUACCUAUCAACACACUCAAAACGCUUCAAGCACUACUACAACUGGAUAUGAAAAGUCACCUCAGCGAUUCAUCAAACCAGGAAUGACAACUGAUUCAAGCAUUCAACAGAUGAGUCCAGCUGGUUCCUCCCCUAAAAUGCCCUUUGCAACUCUUCCUUCAAAAAAGGAAACUUCUGAUGCCGAGAAAAAAUUUGAAUCUUUCAUGAAAGAAAUAGAAGAAGAAAUGGAGAAUCAAGAACAAGAUGGGGAAUUUUUUGGUGUCUGUCACACUUGUGGGGAAAAAAUUACUGGGGCGGCCGAAGCCUGCCAGGCAAUGGGAAAUCUCUAUCACACUUGCUGCUUCGUAUGCUGUUCCUGUGGUCGGGCCCUUCGGGGAAAAGCUUUCUAUAAUGUCCAUGGAAAGGUUUACUGCGAGGAGGAUUAUUUGUACUCUGGCUUUCAACAAACUGCUGAGAAAUGUGGACUAUGUGGACAUUUAAUAAUGGAAACUAUUUUACAAGCUAUGGGAAAAUCUUAUCAUCCUGGAUGCUUCCGUUGCUGCGUUUGCAACGAAUGCUUGGACGGGGUUCCAUUCACUAUCGACGUAGACCAUAAAAUCUACUGUGUGACAGACUACCACAGGAUGUUUGCACCGAGAUGCGCAGCUUGCGAUGAAAUUAUCACGCCUGCUCAGGGUAGCAAAGAGACGGUACGCGUUGUGUCUAUGAACAAGGACUUUCACGUUGAUUGCUAUGUUUGCGAGAGUUGUGGAUUACAGUUAACGGAUGAGCCAGAGCGGCGAUGUUAUCCUUUGUACGGCCGCCUAUUUUGUCGCAGCUGUCGACUUAUGCAAGACACUUAAAAAUUAUGCAGCACACGAAUACGCCAAAACCAAAAUGUUUUUUUUUACUCUUCGGUUUUCUUUCCUAUUAUUACGUGCGAUAUAAGCUUUUACAUUUCGACGAAAACUUUUUAGGUUUAAUUUUCAAAAGCUAUCCUACAAGACGUUAUUUGACUUUUUUUUUUGUGUGUACCUUAUUCAAACUAACGUGACUAAUGUCCCUAAUAGAUUGGCUUUGUUUUCAUUGCAAAUGUACACUGCACAAAUACUCGGAUUACACAAUUAAAUUUUUAGUUAAUACCAA
Daphnia pulicaria is the source of this 1960-nucleotide messenger RNA. RefSeq names its product LIM domain-containing protein jub-like (gene jub). Gene Ontology annotation, cellular component: transcription regulator complex; P-body; adherens junction. Gene Ontology annotation, molecular function: transcription corepressor activity. The transcript has 8 exons. The record is from RefSeq and is a predicted model, not a curated record. The coding region runs from base 169 to 1677 and encodes 502 amino acids. Gene Ontology annotation, biological process: cytoskeleton organization; regulation of DNA-templated transcription; response to hypoxia. NCBI's taxonomy places the organism in Eukaryota, Metazoa, Arthropoda, Branchiopoda, Diplostraca, Daphniidae.